AUGCGGGACUAUCCAAAGAUAAAUGUUGAGCUUUCGGUUAUUCCUUACUCUGGGGGUGAGGGUACGUGGACACCUGAGGAGCACGUUCAUCCGAGGCAAUGGAGUCAGGCGCGGAAGGCGUAUGAUACGUGCUUGAUUGUCUUUCUUGAGUUUUUCACAACCAUGAUCAGCACCGCAGGAUCCCCAGUUGCUGGACACAUUUACGGGGAUCUUGGAAUAAGCCCAGUUGCAGCGACUUGCGUUUUUGUUUCAACAUAUCUCAUCGGCCAAACCAUCGGAGGCGUCUUCUUCCCACCCUGGUCAGAGUCCUUUGGCCGCAAGAGACUCUACGUAGUCGGCACCGGCCUGUACAGCUUGUCAUGUAUUCUCGUAGGCAGAGUGCCAACUAUUCCCGGCAUCGUUGUCGGGCGUUUCAUCGGCGGACUGUUAUCGUCUGUCCCUACGAGUGUUGCCAUGGGCAGCAUCGAAGAUCUAUGGGACACGAAUGCGCGGGUAUGGUGGCUAUACUGGUGGUCAUUGGUAGCGAACCUCGGCAUAUUGACGGGUCCGGUCUUUAGUGAUCUGGUGAUGAGGAGUACUCACUGGACGUGGGUGUUCUACACAGCGGCCAUAGUCACCGCAUGCGUCACAAUGCUUCUGCUCACGAUUAAGGAGUCCCGUCCCUCCGUCGUACUUGCAAGGGCCCAGGCACUCUCCGAAGUCCAAGGCCUGAGCAGCAACAACAUCUCGCCGGGCAAGGUGUUCCCUUCAACUCACGAGAAGCUCGACCUCCUCCGCCCCUUACGACUCUUCUUCACCGAGACAAUCGUCUUCCUCGCCGCUGUUAUAAGCGCCAUUGCAUUUGGACUCGUCUACCUUUUCACGGAAGUCUUACCUCUGGUCUACGUAGACAUGGGCUUCACCGAUGCCUCGAUGAACCUACCCUUCCUCCCCCUUGCAAUUGGCAUGGUCUUUAGCGCCCUUACACGUCUCUACGAUCGCCGCGUCCUUGCCGAAAGGAUGUCGAGGUCGCUACCACUCACACCGGAGUCCAAGUUCGCAGGCUUCAUCAUCGGUGCGCCCCUGUUGGCCAUCGGUCUUUGGUGGUUUACGUGGACCAUCCCGCCGUACACGACGUCGGCACACUGGGCUAUCCCGACAAUAGCACUCGUACCAAUAGGCUACGCGGUCAAUGAGUUCGACUACGUGCUGGCUGGGUAUCUCACCGACUGCUAUCAGACAUACUCGGCCAGCGGGUUCGCGGCUAUGUCGUUGACGCGGUCGCUCUUCUGCGCCACGUUCCCCCUUUUUGGCAGGGCAUUGUUUGACUCGCUCGAUUUCAACAUGGCGUCUUCGGUGUUUGCUACACUAGCAACGGUUCUGUGCGUUGUGCCUCCGCUAUUGUUGAGGUAUGGGAGCACGCUUAGAGCCAAAAGUGCAUUCGCGAGCAAGGACUCGAGAGACCUGGCGAGCCUGUGA
This is a messenger RNA of Colletotrichum phormii, 1458 nucleotides long. RefSeq names its product fluconazole resistance protein 1. Gene Ontology annotation, molecular function: transmembrane transporter activity. Lineage: Eukaryota; Fungi; Ascomycota; Sordariomycetes; Glomerellales; Glomerellaceae. Bases 1 to 1458 code for a protein of 485 amino acids. The transcript is spliced from 5 exons. Gene Ontology annotation, cellular component: plasma membrane. The record is from RefSeq and is a predicted model, not a curated record. Gene Ontology annotation, biological process: transmembrane transport.